AUGUUCCUCGAUAAUACCCAUUUGGGUGACCGUAGUCGGCUGGAAGACUGGAGAAUCAGGGGAUAUAACCCACUGGUUUCACCUGAUCUUCUUCAACAUGAUAUUCCACUGACUACUAAAUCGAAAGAAAAUAUUGUUAAGGGAAGAGAAGAUACGUGCAAAAUUUUAGAUGGUAAAGAUGACCGUCUGUUGGUUGUUGUUGGACCAUGUUCGAUUCACGAUCCCAAAGCAGCCCUUGAGUAUUGUCAGAAACUUGCUUCUGUAGUUCCUGAGCUAUCUUCUGAUUUACAUAUUGUUAUGAGAGCUUACUUAGAAAAGCCUCGUACUACUGUUGGUUGGAAGGGUCUUAUUAAUGAUCCUGAUAUCGAUGGAUCAUUCCAGAUCAAUAAGGGUUUAAGAAUUUCCAGAGAAUUGUUUGUUAAGUUGACUGAACAGCUUCCAAUUGCUGGUGAGAUGCUGGAUACUAUUUCGCCUCAAUUCUUGUCAGAUCUUUUCUCUGUUGGUGCAAUUGGUGCUCGUACUACUGAGUCUCAGUUACAUCGUGAGCUUGCUUCCGGUCUCUCUUUUCCUAUUGGAUUCAAAAAUGGUACUGAUGGUGGACUCGAUGUUGCUGUUGAUGCUGUACGUGCAGCUGCCAACCCACACCACUUCCUCUCAGUUACUAAGCCUGGUGUUGUGGCCAUUGUUGGAACUGACGGUAAUGACGAUAGCUUCGUCAUUCUCCGUGGUGGUAAGAACGGCACGAACUUUGAUGCCGCUUCAGUGGCUGCUGCUAAAGAGAAGCUAGAAAAAGCUGGUCUUGUUACCGAUUCAAGGCCCGGCCCCAGAAUCAUGAUCGACUGUUCGCACGGAAACUCGUCUAAAAAUCACAAUAAUCAGCCUAUUGUUGCCGAGGCUGUAGCUGAACAGAUCCGUAAUGGCGAGACCGGUAUCUGUGGUGUCAUGAUUGAAUCCAACAUCAAUGCUGGUCGUCAAAACGUCCCCCCCGCCGAGGAAGGUGGUAAGGACGCCCUAAAAUACGGUGUUUCCAUCACCGAUGCUUGCAUCGACUGGGAAACCACCUACAAAACCCUUAAAAACUUGGCAGAAGCUGUGCGUACCAGACGUGAAGCCAACUCCCACAAAAAGGCGAAAAUUGACGCCUAG
Sugiyamaella lignohabitans is the source of this 1146-nucleotide messenger RNA. RefSeq names its product 3-deoxy-7-phosphoheptulonate synthase ARO3 (gene ARO3). Bases 1 to 1146 code for a protein of 381 amino acids. The transcript has a single exon. Gene Ontology annotation, cellular component: cytoplasm. Gene Ontology annotation, molecular function: 3-deoxy-7-phosphoheptulonate synthase activity. Gene Ontology annotation, biological process: aromatic amino acid biosynthetic process. The record is from RefSeq and is a predicted model, not a curated record. Lineage: Eukaryota; Fungi; Ascomycota; Dipodascomycetes; Dipodascales; Trichomonascaceae.